UUCAACUUCCUUUAUUUGCGUGGAAGUUUAAAAAAAAGAAUAAAGUCACGAAUUCUGCAAAGAAAUUGAAUUUAAUUAAUUUUACUGAAAAAUAAAGCUCUUAUCAACAAACUAUCGAUGGAUGCUCAUUUAGGAUGUGAUUUUCUCGAUCACCCAGUAUCGACAGGUACGACUAUUAUGGCUGUUGAAUUUAAUGGUGGUGUCAUCAUUGGAGCUGAUUCCAGAACAUCAACUGGAUCUUAUGUAGCAAAUCGUGUGACUGAUAAAUUAACAAGAAUUACGGAUAAAGUUUAUUGUUGUCGAAGUGGAAGUGCCGCUGAUACGCAAGCUAUAGCUGAUAUUGUAUCAUAUUCGACAUACUUUUAUGAGAAUCAAAAUAAUAGAGAUGCAACAGUUCCAGAAGUUGCUGCUGAAUUCCGUCGAAUGUGUUAUAAUUAUCGUGAUUCUAUUACAGCUGGAAUUAUCGUAGCUGGAUAUGAUGAUGUUAAUGGAGGUCAAGUCUUUUCAGUUCCUUUAGGUGGAAUGUUGAUUCGUCAAAGUUGCACAAUCGGUGGAUCUGGAAGUUCAUUUAUUUAUGGAUUCGUUCGGGAAAAUUAUUCCGAGAAUAUGGAGAAGGAAGCUUGUGUAGAGUUUGUAAAGAAGGCAGUAUUUCAUGCUAUGUAUCAUGAUGGCAGUUCCGGUGGAGUUUGUCGUAUUGGAAUCAUUACUAAAGACGGCAUUGAAAGACGUGUAUUCUUUGCACCAUCAAUUGAUGCUAAGCCUGCAUUGACUCCAAUUGCUGUACGUUAAAUACAUACUCUGUAAGAAUAUGCUUUUUUUUGGUAAAAGAUAAUAAAAAUAUUUCUCAAUAAUUCAAUUCCUACAUAGA
Messenger RNA from Chironomus riparius, 868 nucleotides. NCBI's taxonomy places the organism in Eukaryota, Metazoa, Arthropoda, Insecta, Diptera, Chironomidae. The record is from the annotation of a GenBank genome assembly.